UGACCAGUUGACCACGCUCUCUCGCUGUAGCACGAGCGCCAACUGCUGCGGAGCCAUGCCUAUCUCCAGAGACAGUCCAACACCAUCAUGGCUUGUGCAGGAGCCCGAAGGUCACGGGGCCCCCAAGACUCCAGGGCACUGGAAAACCAUGUGGGCAAGCGACUGCGCCAGGCUGGAAGAGGCCCACCAAAGGGGGGAUGCCGAAGUCUUGGUCUAUGGCAGAAAAUACGUCGUCGAUAUGAAGGAGCGGACGGUGAGGGCUUUGUACUGGGACGAAAAGCCCGCCGUGAAGCCGGUCAUCCGGGCGACGUACUUCCUCGCGCAGGGCAGUGGCUGGCUACCCUACAGCGAGAAGGACGCGGAGCUGUUGGAGGAUGCCUAUGCCGCUGCCAAGGUGCAGCUUAGGAGCAAGGCGUUUUCGGAGGCUGAGAUCCCCCUCUCCGAUGGGGAGAACAAGGUGGUGAUGACGAAGGUGAACGCGGGCGAAUCCGUGGACGACUAUUUCGCGGACUUCGACAUCGAAUUGGAACAAAAACCGGUGAAGGCACCGUCGAUGUUGGUGUCCACGAUUUACAAGACCGCCUUUCAGGUCCGACGGGGCACUCCAGAGGCGAGCGGUUGGGGCGGCAUCUCAGCCACGGACGAGGACAUACCGCUCGAGGGAGAACCCCCGAAGCACCUCGUGUUCGUGAUACACGGUAUCGGCGAAUCGAUGUGGUCCAGGAAGUCGAGCGCGAUGGCCAGCUUGCGGGCAAGCAUGGCCCCCAUGCGGGACAUGUCUGCGGAGUUCCUGAGGGACCUUAAGAAGGCCGCAAAGUUGGAAGAGGCCGCCACCGCCGCCGCCGCCGAAUCUGCAGCCGCUGCCGAAAAGGACGACACGACGGUAGUGGAAGCAAAGGCGGGCGACGCGAAAGGCGUCGUCACGAAAGCGGAAGAGGGGUGCGAGGGAAAGGGGGAGGGGGCUGAGUCGAAAGACAGCGAGGAGGGGGGAAACGAUGGGGACGAGGAGAGCGGGGGAUACGUGGAGUUUUUGCCGGUGGAAUGGUUUCAUGAGGUGCACGGAAAUGAAGCGGCCGCCGAAGGGAUGAUCCAGGAUAUCACGUUCGACAGCAUCCCCGGCUUUCGAGAUUUCGCCAGCCAGGCCAUCAUGGACGUCAUGUACUACCUGACUCCAGACGUGCAGGUGGCAAUCCUGAAGGUGGUCGGGGAGCAGAUGAAUGAAAUGUGGAAGAAUUUCUGCCGGUUUACCCCCGACUUCUCCGGCAAGGUGUCUGUAAUUGGACACAGCCUCGGCAGCAUCAUCGCACACGAUAUCCUGAUGGCGCAGCCGGUGAAGGGGGAGACGCAGAUCGCCGAGGAUGCUGUCGCGAAGGACAUACCUCUCUUGAGCUUCUACCCGGAGGUCCUUCUAGCUUGCGGGUCACCGAUCGGGAUGUUCCUCGCUCUCCGACAGUCCACCGUCAACAAGAAGAGGCUCUUCAAGUUCCACACCACUAACCGGUUCUUCAACCUCAACCAUCUUUACGACCCUGUCGCUUACAGGCUGGAGCCGCUGCUGGACAAGCGGCUCCGCGACCUUCAGCCCUUGCACGUGCCACACCGGGGCGGCGACCGCAUCCACGUUUCGGUGAAAAAGUUCAACAGAGGCGUUAACGCGGCCAUCGGUCGGAUGACCAAGUCCACCGGAAAGGGGUGGAACAUCAUCCAGAGCAGCAUCAACACAACCAUCAAAUCCGCCAUUGGAGACCCAGGGACGACCGAUGACGAAAAGCCCAUUGCGUCCGAAGAGGUCAUCGAUGCCGAGGACAAGCUUGACGAACGCAUUGACUGGGUGAUCCAGGAGUCCACCCUGGAGGGGAUGCACCCCUGGGCGAGCGCGGUGUUCGCCCACAGCAGCUACUUCACCAAUUUCGACAUGGUGAUGUUCCUCGUCAACCGGCUCAACGAGGGCCUGGAGGGGGAGGGAGAAGAAGGAGGCUCCAAGGAGAGUGAGGAGGGGACAAAAACAGACGAGGGGUCAGAGGCAGAGGAGAAGAAUGAAGAGGGAUCAACGAGAGAGGAGAAGAAAGUACUGGAGUUGGUCGCGUGACGUGAGGAAUGUUCUACAUAUUUUUUGCUUAACCGGGAUCGGUGACCCCCUCUUAUCUCCAAAAGACGCCAUGAUUUCCAGUGUUUCUCGUGUUGUGAGUCUGACGAUAUCCCGCGUUGUCGUGUGAGUACCGGUAUGCAGUGUUACUCGAUUUUUGCGAAGGGGGCAAGGCGAAAGGAGCUGGGCUGGGGGCGCAGGGAGGGUUCUUGUGUAUUCGAUGGUGCUGGGUUUUGGUUGCUGCCAAAGCACAAACAAAUAUCUUCAAAGUAUUAGUCUAUUUGGUUGUUUGUUAUCGUGUCUCGGAGUAUCUUGUCACUCGGUUGACCGUUCGCGCCCAUGUAGGCGUAGUUGUAGUCCACCAGGCACUGGCACUGCGUUCGAGUCCCUGGGCGUUUCGUAUUUCAAUAUCCAUGUGCUCGUUCGGGAUCCGCAUAUUCGGGAAUGAAGAGACACGCAGUCUUGAUUCGCUGUUUUUUUGUUUUCUUAAGGCGGUGUGAGCGCGCACAGUACACUAUUCGUAAAGAGUGUCGCGAGACGCGCUUGGGCGAGGAGACGCGCUUGGGCGUCUCGAUGGUUUUUCCGUACGGGAGCACGCCGUCGAACUGGACACGAAUCAGCCCACGAUCCAGCCAAUCACUCGGCCCCCCCGUUCAUUUAGCUUUCCUGAAACGGGGCUCUGUCUCGACCCACUUAGUUUUGAGUUUCGUGUGGCUUUUUGGAUUUCUUGCACUGGUUGGCGAACAGUGCCCACAGCGUAUUCAAUAUAGGGAUCGUCUCGCGAGAGAUGUGCCGAUAUUUUCGUUCUUGCACCUAUCAGGGGUUGGGUACACGGCAUUCUUGCCCCCCC
Molecule: messenger RNA, 2936 nt
Organism: Ectocarpus sp. CCAP 1310/34
Lineage: Eukaryota; Phaeophyceae; Ectocarpales; Ectocarpaceae
Source: the annotation of a GenBank genome assembly